Molecule: messenger RNA, 3006 nt
Organism: Phymastichus coffea
Lineage: Eukaryota; Metazoa; Arthropoda; Insecta; Hymenoptera; Eulophidae
Product: cytochrome P450 9e2-like
Exons: 1
Coding region: 134-1645 (503 amino acids)
Molecular function (GO): heme binding; oxidoreductase activity, acting on paired donors, with incorporation or reduction of molecular oxygen; monooxygenase activity
Source: RefSeq, a predicted model, not a curated record
UGAAGGCUAUGAUGAGCUUAUUGUUAUCGACACGUUUCUUAUCGCGACCUUUACACGACUCAGAUCGGUAUGAUUUAACUUUUUUGAAUGCGCCUGAAAAAGAAAAUAGCGCCAGUCUUUGAGUAACAGCAAAAUGGAUUUGACGUAUUUAAUAUACCUAUUCCUUAUAGGCGCAAUAACGUAUUGGUAUUUUAAAAGUAUUCACAGUCAUUGGACAAAACAAAAUAUACCAUCGGUGCCAGAUCCACUUCCAAUUUUUGGACACAUGCUACCAGCAAUAAUUAUGAAAGAAAAUGUAUCAGAUUUUGUCCAGAGAGCUUACAAUAACUUCAAAGCAAGUUUUGUCGGCUUUUAUUUUAUGCAUAAACCGGGAAUAAUUGUACGCGAUCCAGAUCUUGUUAAGUGCGUGCUACAAACUAAUUAUUCGAGUUUUCGCGAUAAUUUCGUGGCAUUAAGUGAAAAAAAUGAUCCACUUAUGGCAAGAAGUCCAUUUUUUACUAAUGAUGUUAAUACCUGGAAAGAAGGAAGAAAUCGUAUAUCCAACCAUUUGUCGGCCAAGCAACUCAAGUACCUAUUUGCCGUAUCCGAAGAGGUUUGUAAUAGAAUGAGUACGUUUAUGGAAAGAAAGAUCCAGGAAAACGGCGAAUCGUAUGAGGUUAAUCUGAAGAACUUGUUUACAAGAUGUACUGGUGAACUGGUAGCUAACGCUGCAUUUGCGAUUGAAGGUCAAAGUUUUGAAGACAAUCCAGAAGAUCUGUCCUUUACUAAAGUGACUAAAACUUUGUUUGAAUCAUCAUUUGUGAAAGAAAUACUUUUAUUCUUUUUCCCUAGUAUAGCACAUUUCUUUGGUGUAUCCUUGUUGCAGACAAAAACCGAAGAAUAUAUGCGACAAAAUAUCAAAAGCAUUCUUGAAAAGAGACAACGGACUGGCAGUGCACCAAACGAUUAUCUGCAGUUUACUACGGAGUUAAAUGCAAAUUUUGACGAUAUACUUGCCGAUGUAGUUAAUUUUUAUGUUGACACUUAUGAUACUACGAGCUCGGCAGUAGCCAAUCUUUUUUAUAAUUUAUCUCGAAAUCCAGAUAUCCAGACAAAAUUACGAGACCACAUUAUGUCUGUUUUGAAGGAUGCAAACGGACAAGUAACUUAUGAGUCUUUAAAGAACAUGACUUAUCUUGAGCAGGUCAUACAUGAGUCUAUGCGUAUGACUCCCUCAUUAGCUUUUCAACCAAAACGUUGCACUGAAGAAAUUACGUUAAAAGGUAAUGAUGGUUUGACUUGUCAUCUGAAGCCGGGAGAUCCUAUUUUAAUACCUGUAGUGGGUAUCCAACACGAUGAAAAAUAUUGGCCCAAUCCAGAAAUUUUUGAUCCAGAUAGAUUCAGCCCAGAAAAUCGAGCUAAGAAUAAUAGAUAUACCUUUUUGGCUUUUGGUGAAGGACCAAGGAUCUGUGUCGGUAUACGUCUUGCACUAAUGUUAGUUAAACAAAUUACUGCUUCAUUGAUUAUAAGAUUUGUUAUCGAACAUUCUUCAAAAACUAAGGUUCCGCUGGAGUAUGAAGCCAGUCCGAUAUUUUUCGGUUUCAAGGGAGGAUUGUGGGGACGUUUCAAAAAAUUAAGCCUAAGCUCGCAAGAAUCCAAGUUAUAAAAUACGAGCCGGAAUUAUGUAGUAUUUGUAAUUUGUUUUAUUUGAUUAACUUCCAUAGAUUUAAGCCAAUACAUUUAGUUCUAAUUUUUACGAAUUCGCUUUGGCCUGUAACUACCAUCAAUCGAUAGUCAAGGCUGAUAUAAUAAGCAGUAUUGAAAUGUCACACGAAUUAGCCUUCAUUCUAUGCAAAUUACGUAUAUAUUAAUGUAAGCGUAUCCAAAUUGCAAUGAUACUAAUAAGGGGCUUCAUUCAAAUUUAAAUUUGACGCGCUCUAUAACCGUAGCGUGCUAAGGCAUUAUGUUAGUACUGCUAAUCAACUGAUAAUUGCUUCACAGGCGCUAUUACACGUUCAAGAUAGUUAAUUUUUUUGCUUGAAUUUUGUUUUCAGCCUUUCUGCUAUUUUUAUCAAAGAGAAGCUGUACAUACCCAUUUAAUUCAAUUUAUUUAUUAUUCAAGCUCUGUAAAAAAAAAUAUAAAAAAAAUUUAAAAAAAUAUACGCCAGCGAUUCAAUUUUAUCAAAUGCUAUACAGAUAAAAUACGAUUAAAUUGAUCCUACGAGAAAUCUUUGAACGCGAACGAAAGAACCUUGAACAUGAGUUGGUGUAUGUUCAAAAAUGUAUUCCCGGUAAAAAAUUAUGAUUAUUUGCGUUAAAUAAUCCCAUUAUGAGUUCAUCUAUUUUAUAAGUAUUUGUAUUUUUUUUUUUUUUUUUCAUUUUUAUAGUAAUUUCCAUGUACACUAUUUUUUCUAAUGAAAAAAAUAAAGAAUAAUUGAUAAAUGUUUAUAAAGAAAUGUCUAAUUCAAUAACUAUUUUUUUCUAGAUGCAUACAACCUUAGCAUUUUUUAAUAGAAAUUUGUAUCUAAAAUGUACAUUUAUAUACGUCAUGGAUUACAUUUAUACAUUUUCAAUUUCUUAGUAACACAAACCAAUGUAAAAUAAUUGAAUGAAAAUAAUUAUAAGACAAAAAAAACAAUAAUGACCUUUAAAUACAUAUUUUUAAACAAUUUUAAAUCGCGAUAACAUGGAAAAUUUAUAAAGUUUAUGUACAAACUUAUCAGGUUUACAUCACUAUUGAUAAGUGAUUUAAAAUGUGAUUUUAUUGCAAUUAUAUUUUAAAUCAUAAUAUGGUCUAUAAAAUAUUAUAAAGAGCCAUUAUUGUAAUUUAUAGCUAGGGAAAAAAGUCAUUAAAGAUCUAGUAUGCAUGACAAGAUUUUUAAUCCGCUAUGCUUCUAUAGAGUCACAUUAAAUUAAACUGAUUGUCAAUUACUUAUAAAGUGUAAGUAAUUUUCUAGUUAUAUGUAACUAUAAAGAGAUUUCAUCGUAACGAAGCCCACUUAAUAAUCUCAUACUUUUUAUGUGAUU